Saccostrea echinata is the source of this 1050-nucleotide messenger RNA. Its product is annotated as histone H3.3A. NCBI's taxonomy places the organism in Eukaryota, Metazoa, Mollusca, Bivalvia, Ostreida, Ostreidae. The transcript is spliced from 2 exons. Gene Ontology annotation, molecular function: DNA binding; protein heterodimerization activity; structural constituent of chromatin. Bases 23 to 445 code for a protein of 140 amino acids. Gene Ontology annotation, cellular component: nucleosome. The record is from RefSeq and is a predicted model, not a curated record.
CGCAAGUAAUUUCUGAUUAUUGAUGUUUUUCAGAAUGGCUCGUACAAAGCAAACAGCUCGUAAAAGUACAGGAGGUAAGGCUCCUCGUAAACAAUUGGCUACAAAGGCUGCCCGUAAAAGUGCCCCCUCAACUGGUGGAGUGAAAAAACCACAUAGGUACAGGCCCGGAACAGUCGCUCUCAGAGAAAUCAGGAGGUACCAGAAAUCCACCGAGUUGCUCAUCAGGAAAUUGCCUUUCCAGCGUCUUGUAAGAGAAAUCGCCCAAGACUUCAAAACUGACUUGAGAUUCCAGAGUGCAGCUAUUGGAGCUCUUCAAGAGGCCAGUGAAGCUUAUCUUGUCGGAUUAUUUGAAGACACUAACUUGUGCGCCAUCCAUGCAAAGAGAGUCACAAUCAUGCCGAAAGACAUUCAGUUGGCAAGGAGGAUUCGGGGAGAACGUGCAUGAUCUCACCUCUGUGUAAUCAUAAAAACUUAUUUUCAUAUAGACAUUGAAAUUUUUAUCAUGAAUGCAGCAGACAUUUUCAGGACAUUAUGGCAUGGUAUUUUGUAAUUUUCAUUCCAAAAAAUUCUCAUUGUGUGUUUCUGUUAUAUAUCACAAUUUGAUUCAUACUUGAAUUGUUGACCACUGGGCACUUUUCGAGAAAGAUAUUCUAUGACAGGUGUGUCUUUUGGGUGAAAAUUACCAAAGUUGUUGCAUGAUGCAUAUUUCAAAGACGUUCAUAAAGCAAUUCUGAUUUAAAUUUGAAGGGGUGAAAAAAGAAACUUAGUGAUUCAAAAAAAAAAGAUUAAUCAAGAUUUCUGUUUGUUUCUUGCAUCAAGCCAUGCUGAUCAUCAUUGAAUCAUGAACAGUCAGGGAAAUUUUGUGUUUUUAUGUGCAGCAGUGUUUUUAUAAGUAUUUCUUGACUGUCUUCUUUCUCUCUAUAUUCUUUUGAGAAAAUUAAAAAACUGAGCACAAGUUUUUUUUAUACUGAUGUCUUCUCGUGUUGUCUUUGUAAUAUUUUAAAAUUGUGCUAAUACCUUCAUUUUAACAAUAAACGUAGUAACUAAAAA